UUUGCUUCCUCUUCAUCGUCUUCUUCUUGCCAUGGCCGCGGCCACAGCCAUAGCCACGGGCAUCGGCACCGGCAUGGCCCCUCUCCUCUCCCCCGGCGCCGCCACGGCAGCUCCCUCGAACCGACUAAUCAUCCCCUCUGCCCUCACCGCUCAUUCUCCGCUUCCAGCCCCCACCCGCCGCUCCCCUAGCCGCCGCCGCCUCCUAUCUGCUCCGGCGGUGGCCCGGUCCGAUUCCGAUGGCCCCCCGGAUCUCUCCCCCUGCCCCUCUUCACCCGGCAACGGCACGGCCGCCUCCACCUCCGCGCUGACGUUCCAGCAGGCCAUCCAACGGCUCCAGGAGUACUGGGCCUCCGUCGGAUGCGCCGUCAUGCAAUGCAGUAACACCGAGGUUGGAGCAGGGACGAUGAAUCCUCUGACCUUCCUCAGAGUGCUUGGCCCCGAGCCAUGGAACGUCGCUUAUGUGGAACCAAGCGUGAGGCCAGAUGAUAGCCGCUACGGCGACAAUCCUAACAGGCUUCAACGCCACACGCAGUUUCAGGUGAUUUUGAAGCCCGAUCCAGGGAAUUCACAGGAUCUCUUCCUGCAUAGCCUGUCAGCAUUAGGUAUCAAUGUUUGUGAACAUGACAUCCGUUUUGUCGAAGACAACUGGGAGAGUCCAGUUCUUGGUGCUUGGGGAUUGGGCUGGGAGGUUUGGAUGGAUGGCAUGGAAAUCACACAAUUCACAUAUUUUCAGCAGUCAGGAAGUCUUCCCUUGCUGCCAGUUUCUGUCGAAAUUACAUAUGGACUUGAACGUAUCCUCAUGUCACUUCAGGGAGUAGAUCAUUUCAAAAAGAUACAAUACACAGAAGGAAUUACGUAUGGAGAACUAUUCCUUGAGAAUGAGAAAGAGAUGAGUGCAUAUUAUUUGGAGCAAGCAAAUGUUGAUCACAUUCAAAAGCACUUCGACGAUUUUGAAGUAGAGGCUCGCUCUUUAUUAUCACUUGGGCUGCCAAUUCCUGCGUACGACCAGGUUCUGAAGGCCUCUCAUGCUUUUAAUAUUUUAGAUUCUAGAGGCUUUGUUGGUGUAACUGAGCGUGCAAGAUAUUUUGGUCGCAUGCGGAGUCUUGCUCGCCAAUGUUCUCAGCUUUGGUUGAAAACACGAGAGGACAUUGGUUAUCCAUUGGGCAUUUACCAAGAGGCUAAUUUUAUAUAUCCCCAUAACUCUGAAAAGCUUAGUAGAAAGGAAGUGCUGGGGCAGACACAGGCACAUGUGUUUGUUCUUGAAAUAGGAACAGAAGAGUUGCCACCCCAUGAUGUGGUAGACGCAACUGAACAACUUGAGAAAUCUCUAGUUCAAAUACUAGGAAAGCGUAGACUGAGCCAUGGGAAGGUGCACUCUUAUGGGACGCCACGGAGAUUAGCGAUUAUUGUUGAAAAUCUUAGUAUGAAGCAAAUGGAAGAAGAGGUUGAGUUACGUGGUCCACCAGUGUCUAAGGCAUUUGACCAAGAGGGAAAACCGAGUAAGGCUGCUGAGGGUUUUUGUCGAAAGAAUAAUGUUCACGUAGAUUGCUUAUAUAGAAGAAUCGACGGUAAAACAGAAUAUAUAUAUGCUCGUGUCAAAGAGUCUGCACGUUAUGCUGAUGAGGUCCUAUCUGAAGAUUUAUCUACUAUUAUAUCUGGUAUUUCAUUCCCGAAGUCUAUGCGCUGGAACUCAAAUAUUGUGUUUAGUCGCCCUGUAAGAUGGAUCAUGGCACUCCAUGGAGAUCUUGUCGUGCCAUUUUCUUUUGCUGGCAUCUCAAGUGGGAACCAGUCAUGUGGACUUCGUAACUCCUCAUUGGCGAGUUUUAAGGUGGAAACUGCAGAAUCAUAUUUGCGCACUGUGGAAAAAGCUGGGAUCGUGAUUGAUAUGCAGGAGCGCAAAGCAAAAAUCUUGGAUGACUCUAAUAUAUUGGUUAAAGGAGUUGAUGGGGGUUUCAUUGCACCUGAUAGCUUGCUGCAGGAGGUUGUCAAUCUUGUGGAGGCACCUCUUCCCAUUCUUGGUCGAUAUGAUGAUUCCUUUUUAGAACUUCCAAAAGAUGUAUUAAUAACGGUUAUGCAGAAACACCAGAAGUAUUUCCCUGUAACCUCCAAGUCUACAGGCGAUCUGCUUCCAUAUUUUAUUACUGUUGCUAAUGGUUCUAUUAGUGAAGAAGUGGUCCGUAAAGGCAAUGAAGCUGUACUCAGGGCAAGGUAUGAGGAUGCCAAAUUCUUUUAUAAGAUGGAUACACAAAAGCAUUUGUCUGACUUCCGAGGCCAGCUCAAGAGCAUUCUCUUUCAUGAAAAACUUGGUACAAUGCUCGACAAAAUGGCGCGUGUUGAAGGUGUUGUUGCAGAGUUGACCCUUGUUCUCGGGAUAAAUGAGAUGAUGAUCACAGUUAUCAAAGAUGCAGCUGCAUUGGCUAUGUCAGAUCUUGCCACUUCCAUUGUUACAGAAUUUACUUCACUUGCUGGAAUUAUGGCACGCCAUUAUGCUUUAAGGGAUGGUCUUUCAGAACAGAUUGCAGAAGCGCUAUUUGAGAUAACACUUCCAAGGUUCUCUGGUGACGUUUUUCCAAAAACGGAUGCUGGAAUAGUCCUUGCGGUUGCUGAUAGAUUGGAUAGUCUAGUGGGUCUGUUUGGAGCAGGAUGUCAGCCAAGUUCUUCGAAUGAUCCAUUUGGAUUGAGAAGAAUCUCUUAUGGACUGGUCCAAAUAUUGGUUGAGAAUAAGAAGAACUUUGACCUCACGAAGGCCUUGACUUUAGUGGCAGAGGUGCAGCCUAUAAGAAUAGACAAUAACGUUAUAAAUGAGGUACUACAAUUUGUAACCCGGAGACUGGAGCAACUUUUGGUUGAUGAGGGAAUUAACUGUGAAAUAGUGCGGUCAGUGCUUAUGGAGCGUGCAAACUGUCCUUACCUAGCAUCACAAACAGCAGCUGAAAUGGAAGCAUUUUCAAGAACUGAAGAUUUUCCAAAAAUCGUCGAGGCGUACUCAAGGCCAGCUCGAAUUAUACGUGGAAAACAAAUCGAGUCUGCUUGGGAGGUCGAUGCAAGCGUAUUCGAGAAAGACGAAGAGAAAGCCUUAUGGAGCGCCUACUUGGAGGUUGCUGAUAAAAUCCAUCCUGGUGUCGAUGUUAAAACCUUUGCCGACGCGUCUCUUCUCCUGAUACAACCCCUCGAAGAUUUCUUCAACAAUGUUUUCGUCAUGGCGGAGGAUGAGAAAAUUCGCAACAAUCGUCUGGCGCUGCUAAGGAACAUUGCAGGUUUGACCAAGGGGAUAGCUGACCUCUCGGUUUUACCAGGGUUUUAAUUAACAUUUGAGCACGCAAGCAGGUGAUGGACAUGAGCAUGUUUAAGUCCCAUUUUUGAGCUGUUGUGAGGCAAUUUGUUUACAUUUGUUAGUAGUGAUUUCAUCUGGAAAGUGAGUGCCUGGGAAGUGGGAAUUCAAUGAGAUUGUAAGAUGGUUCUUGCGUUUUCUCUCUCAAGAUAACGCGAUUUUUUUUUUGCAUCAA
Messenger RNA from Lolium rigidum, 3506 nucleotides. RefSeq names its product glycine--tRNA ligase, chloroplastic/mitochondrial 2-like. The record is from RefSeq and is a predicted model, not a curated record. Gene Ontology annotation, cellular component: cytoplasm; chloroplast stroma; mitochondrion. The transcript has 35 exons. Gene Ontology annotation, molecular function: glycine-tRNA ligase activity; arginine-tRNA ligase activity; ATP binding. Gene Ontology annotation, biological process: glycyl-tRNA aminoacylation; arginyl-tRNA aminoacylation. Lineage: Eukaryota; Viridiplantae; Streptophyta; Magnoliopsida; Poales; Poaceae. The coding region runs from base 32 to 3304 and encodes 1090 amino acids.